This is a messenger RNA of Phoenix dactylifera (date palm), 1069 nucleotides long. Its product is annotated as chlorophyll a-b binding protein CP24 10A, chloroplastic-like. NCBI's taxonomy places the organism in Eukaryota, Viridiplantae, Streptophyta, Magnoliopsida, Arecales, Arecaceae. Gene Ontology annotation, cellular component: membrane. The record is from RefSeq and is a predicted model, not a curated record. Gene Ontology annotation, biological process: photosynthesis, light harvesting.
AUAACAACUAUACCAACCACUAGCUGGAGAGAGAGCUCAGAGCCUCCCAACCAAAACAACACACACUCCAGUCUUGAAACAAAUCAACCCACUCUAAGAGUGUGUUACUAAUACAACAAGAGCAAUGGCAAUGGCUUCCACUUCUGCUGUAGUUGUCCAGGGCCUAUCCACUCCCUUCCUCUCUGGCUCAAGGGCUCGCCGGACUCUUCUAAAUGCUGCCGUCGGUGCCAAGUCUGCCGUCGCCGGUGCAUCCCGGAGGUUGCUUGUCGUCGCCGCCGCUGCGCCUAAGAAGUCGUGGAUCCCCGCCGUCAGGGGCGGUGGCAACUUGAUCGACCCCGAGUGGCUUGAUGGCUCGCUCCCGGGUGACUAUGGGUUUGACCCGCUGGGGCUGGGGAAGGACCCGGCGUUCCUCAAGUGGUACCGUGAGGCGGAGCUGAUCCACGGGCGGUGGGCCAUGGCCGCCGUGGUCGGCAUCUUCGUGGGCCAGGCCUGGAGCGGCGUCCCCUGGUUCGAGGCCGGCGCCGACCCCAGCGCCAUCGCCCCCUUCUCCUUCGGCUCCCUCCUCGGCACCCAGCUUCUCCUCAUGGGCUGGGUCGAGUCCAAGCGCUGGGUCGACUUCUUCAACCCCGAGUCCCAGUCCGUCGAGUGGGCCACCCCCUGGUCCCGCACCGCCGAGAACUUCGCCAACGCCACCGGCGAACAGGGCUACCCCGGCGGCAAGUUCUUCGACCCCUUGUGCUUCGCAGGCACCAUCAAGGACGGCGUCUACAUCCCCGAUGCCGAGAAGCUCGAGAGGCUCAAGGUGGCAGAGAUCAAGCAUGCAAGGAUUGCCAUGCUGGCCAUGCUCAUCUUCUACUUUGAGGCUGCCCAGGGGAAGACCCCUCUUGGUGCUCUGGGCUUGGGCUUGUAAGCUACAUUUUUUUCUGAUUUUUCUUCUCUUUUAUUUCCUCCUUUUCAUCUGUUUCAUUAGGCCUUGCCUGUCUUCUUGGUGUCUAUCAAUCUACUAUCUGGUUGCAAACAACGUAGUAGAAUACUGGAAUUAAUUGGAUGUCUGGUUUGGCUCUCUGUA